This is a messenger RNA of Nelumbo nucifera (sacred lotus), 2225 nucleotides long. Its product is annotated as IAA-amino acid hydrolase ILR1-like 6. Gene Ontology annotation, molecular function: hydrolase activity. NCBI's taxonomy places the organism in Eukaryota, Viridiplantae, Streptophyta, Magnoliopsida, Proteales, Nelumbonaceae. The record is from RefSeq and is a predicted model, not a curated record. Gene Ontology annotation, biological process: auxin metabolic process; jasmonic acid metabolic process.
GUGGGGCUGCUGCGAUUCGACGCCUCAGGCAAGAACAAAAUUCUCCCACGUGAUAGCGAUACGUCACUGUCAAUUACCUCCCACGAGUUAAAGGUGCUCUCUCCUUCUGGUCUUCUCCUCCUGCUCUUCCUCCUCCACCUCCUUUAACGUCUGACCUCCGCCUCUCUCUCUCUCUCUCUCUGGACAUUCUUUUAAAUUUGUGUUGCUUCUCCCUUCUUCCACCUCUCGUCUGUUAUGCGAAGUGGAAACUCAAGAUGGGUCCUUCUGGGGAACUGGGUUUCUUCUCAAUCUCUAUCUCUAUUUUCCUACUUCUUCUAAAUUCCAUCAGAACCGCCGGAGGAAGCACUCCCACCGAUCUUUCGUACUCAAUUUUCGAAACCGCAGGUUACAUCAGUUCCAAGGAUUUGUUACUCAAGAACAGAAGUUCGUCUCGGUCUUCUGUCUUGUCGCCUCCUUCGUCGCCACCCGGUUGUCAAGUUUGGAGCAAGAGGUGUUCGGAGGAGGUGCUGGAGCUGGCGAACCGGCCGGAGACGGUUGACUGGCUUAAGGGGUUGAGGAGGAGAAUCCAUGAACACCCAGAGCUGGCUUUUCAGGAGUUCGAGACGAGUCGGUUGAUUCGGGACGAGUUGGACAAGCUGCAAAUCAGUUAUCGCUUUCCCUUGGCCGAGACCGGCAUCCGAGCUUCCAUUGGAACCGGUGGCCCCCCCUUCGUUGCGCUCAGGGCCGACAUGGAUGCUCUGCCAAUUCAGGAAGCUGUGGAGUGGGAGCACAAAAGCAAAAUCCCAGGAAAAAUGCAUGCUUGUGGCCACGAUGCCCACACAGCCAUGCUUCUUGGUGCUGCCAAGAUAUUGAAGAGCCGGGAGCCUAAUCUCAAGGGAACUGUGAUUCUUAUAUUUCAACCAGCAGAAGAAGCUGGUAAUGGUGCCAAGCGAAUGAUGCAAGAUGGGGCUCUGGAGGAUGUGGAGGCCAUAUUUGCUGUUCAUGUAUCGCAUGAGCGUCCUAGUGGGACUAUUGGUUCAAGGCCUGGUCCCUUGCUUGCUGGAUGUGGCUUCUUUAGAGCCAUAAUAAGUGGAAAAAAGGGCAGUGCAGGGAGCCCGCACCACUCUGUUGAUCCCAUUUUGGCUGCCUCAGCUGCUGUAAUCAGCUUACAGAACCUUGUGUCUCGUGAAGCAGAUCCUCUGGACUCGCAGGUUGUGUCAGUGGCUUCAUUUAAUGGAGGAAAUAAUCUAGACCUUAUUCCUGAAUCUGUUAUCCUAUCUGGUACAUUAAGGGCUUUCUCUAAUGCAAGUUUCUACAGGCUCCUGCAAAGAAUUGAGGAGGUUAUUGUAGAGCAAGCUAGUGUUUACAGAUGUUUAGCCACUGUUGACUUCUUUGAGAAGAAGACACAGAUAUACCCUCCCACAGUAAAUGAUGAGCAUAUGUAUGAGCAUGUGAGGAAGGUGGCCAUUGACUUGGUGGGUGCUAAGAAUUUCAUUGUGGUGCCACCAAUGAUGGGUGCAGAGGACUUCUCCUUUUACUCAGAGAUGGUCCCAGCGGCAUUCUUCUAUAUAGGUGUGAUGAAUGAGACAUUGGGUUCAACACAUUCUGGCCAUUCUCCCUACUUCAUGAUUGAUGAAGAUGUUCUGCCUAUAGGUGCUGCAACUCAUGCUGCAAUUGCUGAAAGAUACCUCAUUGAGCAUGGGUGAGAUUACCUCUGUCAUGAGAGGUGUCGGGUAUUACUUUUUGUUGGAUAGACUUAAGGGGAUCCAAGGGCUACAAUGUUCUAAAAUGUAUUCUACAAUAUAGUUCUCAAGCUUGUCCUCUGUAAUUUGUAGUGGGAUGUAUGGGAGGAAAUAUUUCCCCUGUAAUGGUUCCGAGGAUGAGUGGAGGGUCUCCUGCUAAUUAAAGUAAUCUUCUCUGUUGUAUAUUGAAGAUAGUAUGGAAUUCUGCAACCAGCUUGCUCUGUUGCUGUUUGCAGCGUCAAGGGUUCCUGAUUGAGCUUAUGCUUCUGUACUCUGAGCCAUUCUUGGAAUUAUGGAUUCUAUGGUGAGCCAUUCUAAUUCUUACAUCAAGUUGGUCUUUCUGUAUGCCUGGGGAAACAGAUCUUGAACAACAUUACCGUAAGUGGAGGCAAACCAGUUGGACAUGCUCCAGAAUAUCAAGAAGCAAUGUCUUGGCAUGUAAAAAAAUUGUAACAAAUUUCAAUGCACGAAUUUACUUAGUAAGAUUUAUUCAAUUUUCUUUUU